GUUAAUAAUGCAACGGCACGUGUACAAACCAAAAAAGUGACCACCGUUCCAAAUGUUGUACUGACAAAAGAUGGUGCCAUACCGGCUCCAGCUCUAGUUUGUGUACAAUGGCCUGAAGCUGCUGUAGCCGCUGCUGCUAUGCGCGGUGUGGCCAUACAACGUGGACAUGUCGGUGUCGUUGGUGCUCCCUUCAAUCCAGCUUUAGCUGCUGCUGUAGCCGCUCAACAACAGCAACAACGUCAUGCAGCUGCAGUCGCCGCCGUGGCUGCCCACCAGCAGCACCAACAGCAACAACAACACUUGGGUUUACAACAGGCCCUACAGGCACAAUCUAAUGCUAAUGCAGCAAAUGCUGCUGCAGCCGCCGCCAUGCAACCCAGUGCCCAACAACAAUUACAAAGCCUCGCUCAAACGGCCACAGCACAGACAGCUCCUUCGGCUGCUGCCGUAGCGUAUGCAGCACGUCUUUCCACCGCUCCACCAGCUCAACCCACAGCCGCCUCAAUGGCUGCAGCUGCCAAUGCAGCAGCUGCUAAUGCCGCGGCAGCUGGUACCACAUUGCAUGGAUAUGCACCUGUUUACUUUGAUCCCUACUUAGCAGCCGCUGCAGCUCAAGCUGAUCCCAAUUUACGUUUUCAGGCAGCGAAACCGGUCACAGAAGUUCCAGCAGCACAGCCAGCCGCAAUUAUAAAUCGCCGCACUGUGACAACGCUAAACAGUAACCCACAUACGAUCAACCGCAUACCGGUACCACAGAAUGUUUUGGCUACUGGUCCUCUGUUAAAGACACCCUUGUCUCAGGCUCAACAAGCUUAUGCUACUGCUGCAACUACAUAUACUGCUGUGGCAGCUAGAGCAGCUUAUGGUGCUGCUGCUGCUGCAGCAGCUCAGCCAGCUUUGGCUGGUUAUGCCACCGUUGCGGGCUAUGCCCGAGAAUAUGCUGAUCCUUAUUUAGGACAUGGUAUUGGACCUGUGCCCGGCUAUGGGGCAACCAUAUAUCGUGGAGGAUUCAAUCGUUUUACGCCAUAUUAAAUUUUCAAUAAAAUGUUUCAUCAUUGAAAAUAUCAACAUAUAAUUUUCAAAAUACUCAUAAAUUUUAAUGGAAAAAUUACAAAACAACAUUUUCAAAUACUCAUCAUCAAGAACAGGGGUUGCAAAGAACUAAGAAAACAACAAAAAUCUUAAAAAAUAAUGCUCAAUUUAAAAAGAAAUGAUAAAAUACUCAUUUAAAAAAACGCAUAAUUUAAA
Lucilia sericata (common green bottle fly) is the source of this 1248-nucleotide messenger RNA. RefSeq names its product antifreeze protein Maxi-like. Bases 139 to 1032 code for a protein of 297 amino acids. The record is from RefSeq and is a predicted model, not a curated record. NCBI's taxonomy places the organism in Eukaryota, Metazoa, Arthropoda, Insecta, Diptera, Calliphoridae. The transcript is spliced from 10 exons.